Acipenser ruthenus (sterlet) is the source of this 2726-nucleotide messenger RNA. Its product is annotated as ankyrin repeat and SOCS box protein 11-like. Gene Ontology annotation, molecular function: protein binding. The transcript is spliced from 8 exons. Bases 191 to 1165 code for a protein of 324 amino acids. The record is from RefSeq and is a predicted model, not a curated record. Lineage: Eukaryota; Metazoa; Chordata; Actinopteri; Acipenseriformes; Acipenseridae. Gene Ontology annotation, biological process: intracellular signal transduction; positive regulation of protein catabolic process; protein ubiquitination.
CACCACCUGCUUAGUCACAGUCUACAACCUAAACGGAAACUAUGUAAUACUUUUAAAAAUGUAUGAACUAAUUAUAUUCUUAGCAACAGAGCCACACCAACUGCAGCAGGAUUUAAAAUAGAAGUCAUAUGAUUCCAAGAAUAGAAUAGCAAAACACUGGAGAGCUAGUUUAAUAUCAGCUCUAAACAAAAUGGAGGAUACUUCUAUACUGGCUGCUUUUAACAAUAUUUAUGUUGCUAUCUUUACUUUGUUUUGUUUUAAGCUGUUUAUCAAGAUUUGCCUUGCUUUGCUGACUCAAUUUUACAUCGUCCAAGGAAACAGAAAGGAGGCUGCGAGAAUUGCUGAAGAGAUUUAUGGAAUAACUCCAGGCUCCUGGGCAGAUAGAUCCCCACUUCAUGAGGCUGCAUUUCAUGGCAGACUUUUAUCACUCAAGACCCUGAUUGCACAGGGUUUUAAUUUGAACAUCACCACCAUAGAUAGAGUCUCUCCUCUUCACGAAGCCUGCUUGGGAGGCCAUGUUGCCUGUGCAAAGGUUUUAUUGGAAAACGGGGCUAAUGUAAAUUCAGUCACAGUUGAAGGCAUCACUCCUUUGUACAAUGCCUGCUGUAGCGGCAGUGCUGCCUGUGUGAAUGUUCUACUGGAGUACGGAGCCCAUUCCCAGCCUGAAUGUCAGCUUCCUUCCCCAGUACAUGAAGCAACAAAGAGAGGUCAUAGAGAAUGCAUGGAGAUUCUGCUUGCUAAUGGGGUAAAUAUAGACCAAGAAGUCCCCCACCUUGGAACCCCACUUUAUGUGGCCUGCACCUGUCAGAAAACAGACUGUGUGAAGAAACUUCUAGAGUUAGGAGCCAAUGUGGACCUGGGCAGGUUGCAGGACACUCCGCUUCACGCAGCAGCCAGAAAAACAAGCACAAAAAUAGUGGACUUGCUAAUAGAUUACGGGGCAGAUGUGAAAUGCAGAAAUGUUGAAGGGAAGAGGCCGGUGGAACUCGCUGCUCCAAACAGCAUGGUGGAAAGAGCACUUUUACAACGAGAAGGUCCUGCUGCUCUGACGCAGCUUUGUCGACUUUGCAUACGGAAACAUUUGGGUCGAUCACGACUUCAAAAAGUUUCCAGGUUAGAGCUUCCAGGACGAUUGAAAGAAUUUCUUCUCUACAGAAUUUGUUGAAUUUAGCAGAGAUUUGAAGAUCUCCUGUAAAAUGCAGACCAUGGAGCCUUUCGUCAAUCUAAUCCAACCUUCCGCAUAUCAUCCAAACACUCUGUCAUCAGUUCUGUUGAAUACUAAUAAACUAAUGUAGCUAAUGUCUUCAUAAGUAUUACGAUAACACUGAUGAAGGCAUUAGCUGAAACGUUUGUCUACUUGACUUAGCUGCUUCUAGUUUUACCACGUAUUUACCAUUAUUCUCAUAAUGCAACUGGAUUGACAAUAAAUGCAUUGAUUAAAAGGGAUGUUCUCAAUCGGUACACAAUUAUUCCUUGCUCACUAUUACACUUGUAUAAAACACAACAGAAAAAUAGAUAUCCAAGUGGAGAUAGUGAAUAUUUGUUGUGUUAUUAACAUCACAACACAUUUUACAGUGACCAGUGCUUUAUGAUUUCAUCAUCCAUACUUCAAACAGCUUUUUUCUGAACUUAUCAGAAAGAUAACAUACUGGGUUUCAAAGUGGCUUAGGUCACACAUGAAAUGAAUUUGAUGGUUCUUAGUUAUUAGUAGGUCACAUCACAAAAUCAUUAGACAUUAUAUGAAACAAUAUUGGCACUGGGCUGGGGACGGAUGGGCAAGCAGACUGAACUUCUCCAUCAUCCUUCAACAGGAUGUGAAAACUCACAUUGUUACUACAAGGAUGGAAAUACUGCAUAUAGCUUUUCUAUUGCAGGUUAUACUAUGAACAGACAUGCCUGAGCUUGUUACCUAUAGCCACUGCUUAUAUGUAACAUGCUCUGGCAUGUCUUUCAACAUGUAGUGCCUAAAUUGCUUUACAUCAGUUGGAGUCUUAUUUCCAUGUCUGUACCACUUGCACUGUACCUUCUUAAAAUCUCCAGAAACACCAUUUACAAUGCUAAAACAAAUAAGAGACUAAGACUAUUCACAAGUCAUUCAAUGAAACUGCUGAGUUGUUUAUUUUUGUACUGGUACUGAAUUGGGUGUGUUUUUACUUUUUGAAAAAAUAGCGCUCUUAACGUUUUUGAGUAAGUAGCUGCACUUGGAAAUUUUGACAGUACAAUUAAAACAAACUUUCUAAUUCAAAAACAUACAUUAAUGCCACAAAGCUAAGGAACACUGUCAUUGAUUUUAUAAAUAAUAUAUAUAUAUUUAAAAAAACGUUUUUAAUACUUGUUUCACCCUGGAGGGUGUUCAAUAUAUUUAUAUUUAACUUCGAGAAAUAUAACUGCUAUUUUUUCUGUUAAAUGUCGUGGAAAUCUGUAAGUAUUGACUAACAAGUUACUCUGGUAGUAAGACUUUUUGUUUUGUAUUAUUCAAUUGUUUUUAUUGUUAUUGAAUUAUCCUGAAAUACUAUUAUACAGUAAAACCCAUUUGUCUCAACUGAAUCACCUCCCGUAUCACAUGUAAUGAGGCCUAAACUCCUGUUUAUCCAAACGGCAGUAUCAACAUUUUCUGUCUUUAGAGCAGUUCAGAUGAAGGGUGUUCUAUUGUAGUUGCUUACUGAUUCUGUAGAAAAAAAAUCUAUGAAAUUGAUUUCCAGUUAAAUAAACAAAACAACAAAACA